This is a messenger RNA of Oryzias latipes (Japanese medaka), 4151 nucleotides long. It is a transcript of the gene st3gal1, whose product is annotated as ST3 beta-galactoside alpha-2,3-sialyltransferase 1. Gene Ontology annotation, cellular component: membrane. NCBI's taxonomy places the organism in Eukaryota, Metazoa, Chordata, Actinopteri, Beloniformes, Adrianichthyidae. Gene Ontology annotation, molecular function: beta-galactoside (CMP) alpha-2,3-sialyltransferase activity. Gene Ontology annotation, biological process: sialylation. The record is from RefSeq and is a predicted model, not a curated record.
CUCGGCGCCUGUCAGCGCGGCGGCUCAUCCCGCGCGGAGGGCGACGACGCGCGCCCGGGCUUGUUCCAGAAGGAGGUGCGCCUCCUGCUGCUGCUGCUGCCACAAUCCCAGCCCCUCACACCUGAAGUGGAGCGCCGGAGCUGAGGAGGCGGGCUUGGUCUGAGCCGCUGCCACGCCGUGCGAAGCGGAGCCGACGGGACCUGGACGGGGUUCUGGAUCGACUUCAGGUUUCCUGCCCAUGACACAGAUUUCCAGGAAAGGAGUCUACCUGAGCCGUCUGCUUCCCACCUCCCUCCUGGAACCUGAUGUUUCUGCGUCAACAGCAGGAAUGAAAUCAACAGGUGAAUCAUUGCAGAGCAGAUGACUUAUCAGUCAGUGACUUGUCAUAGUCAACAUCAGAGGACUAGCAGAAGGCAGCUGGAUUAAUGCACACACUGGCUUUCACUGAGGAGCUCCAUGGAAGCGUGAGGACAGCAUGUUCUCAGCAGAGCUUCUUCAUUCCCGUCGUCCACUCUCCUGACCAUGAGGGGGGGUGGGUUUGUCUGCUGAGCUACGAAGCUGAUUUUUGACCGGACAGGAUGUCUCCACUCCCACAGAAUAAGUUCUGGACUUUUUUCCUCCUCUGCUGCAUACUUACCUUCACAACUCUGCUGUUCAGUUACACCUUCACGGACCCCCCCUUUCAUUUCCUCAAGUAUGCGUCUCGCAUUUCUGGAAGUUUUUUCUCCAAAGACAUCUGUGCAUGUGAUUCGUGCAUGGCAGAUUUGGGGGAGGACGCUUGGUUGGCUGACCACUUCAAUCUGUCCAUACUCCCUCUGAUGACCCGGGACAGCAGUGCCCUCUCUGAGGACACCUACAGGUGGUGGCAGUGGCUGCAGAGGGAAGAGAACCCAGCAAACUACACCCAGGUGGUGGAGGAGCUGUUCCGAAUCAUCCCAGAGGAGGGGGUUUUCAUGGACGCUGGCCCACAGCGCUGCAGGACGUGCUCCGUAGUGGGGAACUCCGGGAACCUGAAAGGGUCCAAUUAUGGAGCGCUCAUAGACACCAGUGAUCUGGUCAUACGGAUGAACAAGGCGCCCACCAAAGGCUUCGAGAAGGACGUCGGAGCCAAAACGACGCACCAUGUCAUGUACCCAGAAAGUGCUGUAGAUCUGAGUAACACCACCAGUCUGGUCCUGGUUCCCUUCAAGACUCUGGACCUGCAGUGGAUCAUUAGUGCCCUGACCACUGGCACUAUUAGAGGAACAUACAUGCCUGUUAAGUCCUGGAUAAAAGCAAACAAGAACAAGGUGGUGGUCAUCAACCCAAGAUUCAUCAAGUAUGUCUAUGAGUCCUGGCUUGAGGGACGCGGACAUUACCCUUCCACCGGCUUCUUGACCUUGAUGUUUGCCCUCCACAUAUGUGAUGAGGUCAGUGUGUUUGGAUUUGGUGCUGAUCAGCAUGGAAACUGGCAUCACUACUGGGAGCACAACCAACUGGCGGGAGCUUUCCGUCACACCGGUGUCCACGAUGGAGAUUAUGAAUACAAUCUCACCUUAACGUUGGCAGACAAGCACAAGAUCCAGAUGUUUCGUGGUAGAUAGUACCGACCGCAUAGGGACUUUUUAAUAUUUGCCAUUUUAUAUGUUGAAUAUUUUAUUCAUACACAUUUCUAUUUGCGUUUUUAAUGUUUGUUCUUUUUUUUUUAUUCAAGCUGCAGGGUAAAGAAAAAAGGAAUUUUCUUUUCGAUGCAGAAAACCUUUUGGCUCAGUUCAUUGUCUCUUUCCGACUCUCCGGAAUGAGAGGACAGAGGCAGGAUGUCUGAGAGGUCUGUGCACAAUCGUAGGGGUGCCACAGCCUUCAGAUGUACAGACACACCAGCAUGGAUCAUGUCAGACUCAGAGCAUCAACAUUAUUUGAACAUGAAAAUUCACAUGUCAGAAGUGCUGGCUUUAAGCUUGUCUGCCUGCAGAUAAAGGGAUGAAGUCAUGGGGCAGAAUGUAAAGCAGAUAAACUUUUACCCGCUCUUUCAUUGUUAGGGUCACGGGGGUCGCUGGAGUUUACUUGCACUUUGUUAAAGCAGAGGCAGCAUACAUCCAGGACAGAUGGUCAGUCAUUCUCGGAAGACCGGGCUUGGUGGCAGAAACGUAAACAUUUCAUAAAAUAACUUGGGCAUGAAAAACCUAUAAAAAAAAUAAAAAGAUGUCAGAGCAGACGACCUGACAAUGGUGACCUGAAGACCAGACACUUCCAUACACUCAGGACCAUUAACACAAAUCUAGACUGCUGUGGAUAAGUGGCAACUGAAACCUGGUGUGGCUGACGGAGGAAAAAAAGCAAAAAGAACAUGACCAAAAGCCAAACUACAGUGAACAAUCCUCACAACAAAAUCUAACUAAACUCACAAACUGACCUGUUUGACACUAUUUUUUUUAAGGGUGGGAAGAAGCUGAAGAAAACCCACGUCUGCUCAGGAAGAACAAGCAAACUCCACACAGACAGGAUGAAAACCAGGACUUGGUUUCUGUUGUGAGGAGACUGGGACGUUGUCUGCAAACAAAAACCACAUUUCUGUUGUAGCAUCUGUUUUCAGUGAUUUUGUCAGUGGGAUGUCCAAAACUGCAAUCCUGACCUAAAAGAAAAUAGUAUUGAAAUCAGAGACUCCAAAUGUGAGGCUGCAGCUGCACUUUUAUUGUUAGAAAAUUAUGUUGACAAGAAGCAUGCGCUUCUUUAGAAAGCACUGAAGGCACCAGACUAACAUUUAAAAACAAAUAUCCUUGAAUUUUCUUCAGGCAGAUGCAGUUUGUCUCUGUCUGCCUUAAAAGACAGCAGUUUUUUAAGGCUGCCGUUUCCAAAAAUACAAAUGGAUCACGGCCACACGCGUUAAAUUUACAGGUUUUUUAACAAAGCUGCUCCAAAACAUUGAACUGAUAAAAUUAGUUUUCUGUGGGUUUUCUGAAACUAAAACCCUGAAAAAUAAUUAGAAAAGUAAACCUGCAAGACUGAGGAAUGAUGAUUGAGAUGAAAAACUUCAUGGAAAAUGUCAUGAAUGUUUCUGUUGAAAUGUGGAUGAGUGCAGCAGUCACUACUGAGGUCAGACUCCAGCAACCUUCUCAGACUGGGAUCUGCAAACUUUCCCAAGCCAGUGCAGUUACCACCCCAUAGCAUGAUGCUGCCGUCACCAUGCAACGCUGUUUUUGAGGUGUUCUGCUCUUAUGGGCCACAUCUGCAGCAAUCCUUCAUUUCAAAAGUCUAAUCCUCCAAUUUUUAUUUUGUUCUUUUUGUUCACACCCUUCAUGGAAACAUCCUAGAUGAAUCCAAAUUCAGCUCCUUUUUUCUUUUUUUCCAUUAACACCCAGGUCACGCUGUCCUCUACUCUUAAAAAACUGGAUCAAAUGUAUUUAUAAGAGUCCUGGAUAUGUUUCUGUCAUUCCCGACUGUCCCCUGCAGACGUUCCUCCCAGUGUGAAGACUUUCUGUCCUUCAUCCUGGUGUUUUCUCAGCACCCCUGAAGUGCUGCAGACUCUGGGCUCUUUAACAGAGUCUGGGUUCACCAAUUUAUCCCAGAUCAUUCCAACUGCUCACAAACUAAUGGUCAUUGCCAUUUGGAAGGUCAUAUUUUUAUCUACAUAAACACUUGCAUGUUGUUGUUUUUUUGUUUUUGUUUUUUGUCUUUUUUAGGGUUUUUCUGUUCUAACUUAUCAGAACUCUGGUGUUUUUUCUGUCCCAUCAAAUCUGUUUGAUUUCCUUAGAAUUUCAGUUUACAAUUGUUCCUGUCAUUACAGCAAACUUUCCUCCUGAACAUGAUCUUUCUCUGACCUUAAGAUGAAUGAUUCACUGCAGUAGAAGAAGAUGACCUGCAGCUUUUGACACCUAUAUGUUAGUACUUAAACAGCCUAUGCUGGAUGCCUUAUCACUGAAACCAAUGAAACAUUGUAUGUUUUAUAUGUACAUUGUGGCAAACAUUGUAGUGCCUUUAUUGGGACUUUUUAAAAACUUUAUUUUUCCAUUCAAUUUUUCUGUAAAACUGUUAUUUUCAUAUUUCUGAGAGGGGUAUUUUGUGUGAUCCUGAUACCUGAUAACAGUCAUCAAUGUCAUUCUGUGAUUCUCCAAUGAAAAUGGUGAUUUUUUUGUAAUUGCAUGGACUCUUAAAAAAAUCAGAUGGAAAUCCUG